AUGGAGGAAGAGGAGAUGCUUACAAACUCUAAACUAGAGGACGUCUUGAAGGUUGAAUCGCUUGUGGAAGUAGCCAAGAUCCAUUCGGGUCUACGUAGAAAUGAUGCUACUGAAGCUGACCUUGUCCGUACUCUGGGUAUCACAGCAGAAGUAGCUGAGCAAUGCAUGGACUCUCUCACUAGGGACAGGAAGGGCUCGAGAACGGGGAGGGUAGCUAGUGAUGAGCUCAUUGCUGGCUUGGCAUGGUAUUGUGGUAAUGCGAAGGUAAGCGAGAGGUUAACAUUCCUGGAGGAAGCCAACAUUCCCCCUGUUGCUGUGGUCAUUGGAGUUGCUCGAGUUGGGGGGUUUUCAUACAUACCCACUUAUAACGAAUUGACCUCCUCUACCAUUCCUACAGAUGCUGCCUACGCAGCUAGGGUGAGGGUUGGUCUCAAGGCCUUGGGGGUAGACAUCGCCCAGGAGGAUGAGGACAAUAGCGCAAAUGAUAGUGAUCCGCCGGAGUGGAUGAAUACACUACGGGAGGGGCCAGGGGCUCGUAGGGCCUAUUUACCUCGUCAGCCUCCGAGGGAGGUCACUGCAUUGAGCCCUCUGGCGAAUCGAAGGCUCAAGUUGGAGGGUAUCGGAGAUCAUACCUCCUCUUGCGAUGGACCCAACAUGACCAUGGACAAGGUGGAAGAGCUAAAAUAUGUCUUCCGACUAUUGGACACUGACAAUACCGGCUACAUCAAGCCUGUGAUUGAGGGGAUCAUACGUGAGCAUGGUGGGGUAGGGAAGGAGGGGGCAGUGUUGGUUACCUAUGGCCAAUCUAGGAGCUCUUCCUCCAACUCGGAUUACGAAGGGAAGGGGGUUGUAGAUCUUAGACGAUUGAGAGAAUACUUCUCGACCGCUCUCAAUGACCCUGAUGAUCUAGAUAGAGUACUCAUAGGGCAGAAGGAUGAGAGGGUCCUUGAGGAGGAUGCAAGUGAUGUACUCUACACUAGAGAUGACUUCAUCCGCAUGAUACUACCAGAAGGGCUGGUCCCCUGUGCCUAUCCUACCCCUAGAUCUGUACGUGCAUCUAGCAAUGAGCUAUGGAGAUCUCGACAUGCACGCAGGCUCGAGUCGGUAUCAAAUGUGCCUACCUCACUGCAGGCCCCCAACGAUGAACAGCAACAGGAUAGCCCACAAGUGGGUGAGGCGGCACGCUCUGUGCCCUUCGGGGACACUGAAGGCUUUUCGGCCGGGGAGUCGGACCUUCCUCCAUGGGGCCAGCUUUCAAGGCCCACUGAGGCCCAUCAUUGUAGUGUCACCGAUAUCGAGGAAGGCCAAGCCUCUAACACACCUCAAGAGUCUAACCCUCCUCCCAUCUACUGCUGCUACCUCUCCAUACGGAACGGCGAGUGGCGGCUUUUCCCUUGGGAUGUCGAGAGGGAACUCGAGGCCUCUUACCAGGCCUUUAUAGGCUUUGCCACACAAGAUUUGAGCCAAGUUGACUUCGCCAACUUUCGUGUCACCAUCGGGAGUAAUCAUUACCGCGUCAACUUCAUCGAUAUGAUGCAGUAUAACUCUUUUACGGGAGUGGGUCGGCCCGUCAGGAGGAUUGCCCCAGUAGAAGUGAGUGUGGAUCCCACCAGACGACUGCCUCAAGGGGUACGAUGGAAAUGGUUGGAUUCAUCCCGAGGGGUAAAGUGUAUGGGGGAGGGUACAGGGGCCCAUAUUGAGAUACUAUUCAAUCUGUAUAAGAACGACUUCAAGUGGAUGACAUCAAAGAGGAAUGGGGGAAUGGUUGUUCGACCUCUCUUCCGAAUGGAUCAUGCCACAAUCACUCACCCACUGGAGGUGCGAGGUGAAUACCAGGAGGAUGAGAGCAGCAAAAUAGCUGCAGUGAUGAUGCAAUACCAUCCUUGGUUGACCAGGGCCACCCCAAGGGUUAGCAGACCACAUGACUGGCUCACCAAUGAGGUCUUCUUCAACAACAUCUUCCUGCCAGCCAUGGAGAAAGCGGGCUUAACGGUAACGGCUGGGUUCGGCAGCACGGAUAUCUUCGACUAUUCCUAUAACACUGACUUUCGCCAUCUCACGAGUAAUGGGCAGCGGACAGUAGAGAUGCGGGGUGGGCAGCAGUACUUCCCACCCUAUGGCUGGAAGAGGUUCGCAGUAGCGGUUCGUGGGUGCUACGACUCGGGUGAUAACUCCUGGUUAGGUGGAAGGGCUGGUUCCAGAAGUGAUGGUAAAGAGUGGGCCGUUGCUUAUCAUGGUACUAGUGCUGCUAACCUACCAGGUAUCCUAGCACAGGGUAUUAAGCCAGGAGUUAGGCAGAACCACUCUCAAGAGCUUGGUAUUGAACAUGGGAUAUACUGCUCACCCUAUCCUGAUACUGCUGGGGUGUAUAAUGAUGAUGAUGAUGAUGAUGAUGAUGAUGAUGAUGAUGAUGAUGAUGAGCAUGGCUGA
Molecule: messenger RNA, 2430 nt
Organism: Perkinsus marinus ATCC 50983
Lineage: Eukaryota; Perkinsozoa; Perkinsida; Perkinsidae
Exons: 8
Coding region: 1-2430 (809 amino acids)
Source: RefSeq, a predicted model, not a curated record